Molecule: messenger RNA, 1737 nt
Organism: Rhipicephalus microplus (southern cattle tick)
Lineage: Eukaryota; Metazoa; Arthropoda; Arachnida; Ixodida; Ixodidae
Source: RefSeq, a predicted model, not a curated record
UACCGCGGCAUCGAGAGCGCUCGCAGCACGACCGCCCCGUUGCCCGCGAUCUGGGAAAACCGUGUCGUUCUCGCCCAGACCCUCUCACGCUGGGGUAUAAAGAGAGCCAAAGCAGGACGACGAUUGUGCGAGGCUAGCUUGUCUUCUGCCUCGUCUGAGCCGCAUCAUGCGUCUCGCUGUGUUGCUCUCGUCCCUCGUGGCGUAUGCGUCGGCUGGUGUGCCCUUAGCACUUGGCGGUGGCUCGCUCGACGGUGGUGCUUUACUAGGCGGUGGCCUCGGACAAGCAGCGACAUUGGGCGACGGCCUGGGCACAGCAGCUCUGGGCCACCUCGGUGGUUUAGGCGGCAUUGCCGGCGUCGGUAGUCUUCAUGGCCUGGGUGCUGGAGGGCUAGGUACCCCCGGCCAAGGAGUCAGUACACUCAAUCUUGGCGGCCUCGGAGGUCUAGGAGCUCUCGGAGGCCUAGGAGCCCUCGGAGGCCUAGGGACCCUUGGAGGUGGAGGACCAUUGCUGGCUACCGGUCCAACCGUGGUGGGAGUGGUGAAUUCUGCAGCGACUCCAGUGUCUGUUACGGCCGGACCGGCAACAGUUUCGAGUCCGGUCAAUAUCAAUGGUCCAGUGGCGACUCCUGUGGCAUCUGUAACAUACGUCAAACAGCCAGUUAUUAAGCUUCGCUAUGUGACCAGGCCCGUCACCGCUUACGUGAGGCAGCCAGUCGCAACUCUGACGCACACCAUAAGGAAGAUCGUCAACUACAACACGGUCGGAUCCCUGUUAGGAAUCGGAGGCCCUGGCGAAUUGGAUAUCGGUAGGGCUCUUGGUGGUGGUGACGGAUUGAGCGGAGGUGACGGAGGUGACGGAGGUGACGGAGGGGAUGGAGGUGAUGGAGGCAACAGAGAUAAUGGUGGAGGCUUCAGUGGUGGUAGCAGUGGCGGAAGUGGUGGCGGAAAUGGUGGCGGUGAUGGCUUCAGUGGCGGCAGUGGUGGAGGCGGUGGUGCUGGAGGCUUUGGAGGUGGUAACAGUGGCAGUAGCUUUACUGGUGGUAACGGUGGUGGAGGAUUCGCUGGAGGUCAUGGUGCUGGUGCACACAUCACCGGAGGAAGUGGAGGUAUCUCUAGAGGUCCCGCCCCAAGCGGUGGCUUUUCUGGCGGUAAUGGUGGCGCAGGAGACUUUUCUGGAGGAUAUGGUGGUGCUAGUAGCGGUGGUGGCUAUGGUGGUGCCAGUAGCGGUGGCGGCUAUGGUGGAAGUGGUGGUAGUAGAGGCUUUGGAGGGACCAGUGGCGGGGGCUUUGGGGGAAGCGGUAGUGGUAGGGGCUUUGGAGGAAGCACUGGCGGGGGCUUCAGUAGCAGCCACAGAAGCUCCGGUGGUGGUGGAUUCGGACCUGCACUUGAAGGUGGAUUCAAGCCCAUGCGGAUUGCAGGACGAGGACCAUCCUUCAAUGUGUAUAGAAAAAGUAACUACUGAGCCCUCAGUAUUAGGUCACCCAUGUAACAAAAAUUGUGGCGAGCUGCUCCUACGUGCAGCUUGCCUUCAAGAAGUUUAUCCAAAGGAGCCAUUGCAAAAGUCACCCACCAGCCACAAGCUACUUGAGGAAUGCAUGCAUCAGUGCGUGUCAUGUGGUUCCCUUCUCUGUACAAUACUUCCUCUCGCACUCAUCAAUUUGCCACCAUUGUGUUUCGCAAAGCAUGCUUUUUUUGCUGUAUAAAGCUAUCAAAUAAAUUUGCUUGUGACAAUUGUUA